AUGUUCAACUUGGUAACACGCGUUCAGUCUGCUGCCAACCUGGCGUUGACAUCGGCCAGUAUAUUAUCCGGAAUAGUCGUUGUCUUAACCUUACUUCAAUUAUACAGAGACAACGUUUGGUCAAUUGAUACCACAACAAUUUCUGGAAUAGAGGCAAAGUCGUCCGUCAAGUAUUCAUUUCAAUACGGCUCAAUUAACAGGAAGCCGAAAGAGAAUGUCAAAAUGUCUUUUGAUUUAGAUACUGAUUUGAGCGAUCUUUGGAACUGGAACACCAAACAGGUUUUUGUCUAUCUAACAGCAGAAUAUCCAGGAAAAUCCGAAGGAAGCUCCAACAAGGUAACCUUUUGGGACAAAAUUAUACGAGACAAAAACGAUGCCAAAUUAAACUUGAAAGGUCAAAGGGGAAAGUACUCGGUCUGGGACGUGGAGAAGGGAUUUAGAGGAAGAAACGCUACUGUCAAAUUGGAGUGGAACAUUCAACCACAUAUCGGCCCCUUGAUCUAUGGCGAAACUUCAAACGUUGGGGUCUUGCAAUUCCCUCAAAAUGAGAAUAAGUAG
Messenger RNA from Lodderomyces margitis, 558 nucleotides. It is a transcript of the gene SPC3, whose product is annotated as signal peptidase complex subunit. The coding region runs from base 1 to 558 and encodes 185 amino acids. Gene Ontology annotation, biological process: protein targeting to ER. The transcript has a single exon. Lineage: Eukaryota; Fungi; Ascomycota; Pichiomycetes; Serinales; Debaryomycetaceae. The record is from RefSeq and is a predicted model, not a curated record. Gene Ontology annotation, cellular component: membrane; signal peptidase complex.